This is a messenger RNA of Batrachochytrium dendrobatidis JAM81, 1065 nucleotides long. RefSeq lists its product as uncharacterized. Gene Ontology annotation, molecular function: rRNA (guanine) methyltransferase activity; RNA binding. Gene Ontology annotation, biological process: rRNA methylation. Bases 1 to 1065 code for a protein of 354 amino acids. The transcript has 4 exons. Gene Ontology annotation, cellular component: mitochondrion. Lineage: Eukaryota; Fungi; Chytridiomycota; Chytridiomycetes; Rhizophydiales. The record is from RefSeq and is a predicted model, not a curated record.
AUGGGUGGGUCAAGUGCUCGGCUCUUGUUUCGUCAACAUUCAACUCGUCCUAAAAACGUGGAAUAUCUCUAUGGAGCCAGUGUUGUGAUUCCUGCCAUGGAGUUUGGUGUUCGUAAAAUAAAAACGCUUUUGGUAAAGGAAGACCAGCGAUUUGGCGGUAUGAAGAUUCGAGGAAACGGCGAGGCCAUACUCUCCUCUAAAAUACUACCCAAAAUCAGUUCAGCUGAUAUGGGGCAAGACAGUAGAGCACUGUUGGAUUAUGCAGUAGCACUUGCCAACCAAAGGGAGAUUCCAGUCAAGGAAGUGCCAGUAAGCCAUUUAGAUCGUUUGGCUGGUAAUCGGCCUCAUCAAGGACUAGUACUUGCCACACUUGCACCAAAAGUAACACAUCUACAUGCUCUGGGUAACUGUGACUUGGAUGCCAACGAUGUUGACUUUGAAAAAAAUGUUUACGAAGUAGAUGCUGGAGGUGAUGGUAUUCUAAGGCUAAAGACUCGAGAAGAUCGUAAAUACCCGUUUUGGAUAGCUCUGGACCAAAUUGUUGACCCUCAAAACCUUGGAGCCAUUCUACGAUCUGCUUAUUAUUUCGGAGUUGAUGGCGUGGUAGUUACUGAGCGAGAUUCAGCCCCUUUCAGCCCUAUAUCAUCAAAGGCGAGUGCUGGUGCAAUGGAAGCCAUGCCUCUUUAUUCAACAGUCAAUCUUGGAAAGCUACUCCAGGAAUCCGCAAUAAACGGAUGGCAGAUCUUGGGCACAAAUACGAAUGCAAAAAAAAGUGAUCUCAUUCCGCUUUGUCAUUUUAAACAAAGAUGUGACAUGGAGGUAUCGAAUGACUUGGACGAUCUAAAAACACAUACUCCACUAUUACGGCUGGACAGUGCACCAACUAUUUUGGUGCUUGGAAACGAAGGACAUGGUAUGCGAACACUGGUUUCAAAGCACUGUCAUCACCAUUUGAUCAUUACUCAGGAUCAAUUUUCACCCAACUUCAAAAAAAGCAGAAUAGAUUCGCUAAAUGUCAGUGUAGCAGCUGGAAUUCUUCUCCAUGAGCUUCUCCUGAGUGUAUGA